Pyrenophora tritici-repentis Pt-1C-BFP is the source of this 1140-nucleotide messenger RNA. RefSeq names its product actin. Lineage: Eukaryota; Fungi; Ascomycota; Dothideomycetes; Pleosporales; Pleosporaceae. The record is from RefSeq and is a predicted model, not a curated record.
AUGGGCUCCAGAUUACACAAUGCGCCCAUUGUGAUAGACAACGGCAGCGGCACCAUUCGGGCUGGUUUCGCAGGCGAAGAUGUGCCUAAAUGCUUUUUCCCGUCAUAUGUAGGACGGCCAAAGCAUGUGCGGACGAUGGCGGGUGCAUUGGAGGGGGAUGUAUUCAUAGGCCCACAGGCGCAGCAAUAUAGGGGGCUCUUCAAGAUCAACUACCCGCUGGAGCAUGGCAUAGUCACAGACUGGGACGACAUGGAGCGGAUAUGGCAGUACGUCUACACAGAGGGCCUGCGGACUGUCAGCGAAGAUCACCCGGUACUCCUCACCGAACCUCCCCUAAACCCUCGAGAGAACCGCGAUACGGCUGCGCAGAUCCUAUUCGAGACGUUUAAUGUGCCGGCCUUGUACACAUCCGUCCAAGCCGUGCUCUCACUAUACGCCUCGGGCAAGACCACAGGACUCGUUCUAGAUUCUGGAGAUGGCGUGUCGCACGCCGUACCCGUCUUCCAGGGCUUCGCCAUACCCAACAGCAUCAGGAGGAUAGACGUGGCAGGCAGGGAUGUCACGGAACAUUUUCAACAGCUACUGCGCAAGAGCGGGCGCAUUUUUCACACCAGCGCUGAGAAGGAGACGGUCAAGACGAUCAAGCAGGAGACGGGCUACGUGGCACUCGACCCGGCCAAGGAGGAGAAGGACUGGUCAGGUUCCUCCCGCUCAGAGGGCAAGAGCAUCGAGUACAUACUUCCCGACGGACAGAGGCUGAAGAUUGGCGCAGAGCGGUUCCGAGCACCGGAGAUUCUGUUCAACCCCGAGAUCAUCGGUCUGGAGUACCCUGGUGUGCACCAAAUCGUUGUGGAGGCGAUACACAGGACCGACAUGGACCUGCGGAAAGCUCUCUAUGGCAACAUUGUGCUCUCUGGGGGUUCCACACUGACAAAGGGAUUCGGAAACCGGCUGCUCCACGAGGUGCAAAGACUGGCGGUGAAGGACAUGAGGAUCAAGAUCUUAGCACCUCCUGAGCGCAUCUACACCACAUGGACUGGCGGCAGCAUUCUUGCGGGCCUGAGCACAUUCAAAAAGAUGUGGGUAGAAAAAGACGAGUGGCAGGAGAACCCAGACAUCAUCCACACCAAAUUCGCAUAG